Colletotrichum spaethianum is the source of this 1602-nucleotide messenger RNA. Its product is annotated as ribosome assembly protein rrb1. Bases 1 to 1602 code for a protein of 533 amino acids. The record is from RefSeq and is a predicted model, not a curated record. Gene Ontology annotation, biological process: ribosomal large subunit assembly. Gene Ontology annotation, cellular component: nucleolus. NCBI's taxonomy places the organism in Eukaryota, Fungi, Ascomycota, Sordariomycetes, Glomerellales, Glomerellaceae. Gene Ontology annotation, molecular function: protein binding. The transcript has 2 exons.
AUGUCGACGGUGAUACCCCCGCCCUCGAAGCGCCAGAAGCGCGAGACCCUCGCAAAGACCCAGACGCAGCAGGAUGUCACGGCCGUCGCCCCCGGGCUUGAGGGCUCGUUCAAGGCCCGCUUCGUCGACGGCGACGGACAGCAGCUGGCCGAGGUGAUCGAGGUGCCCCUCGCCGACGCCUCGGAGAAGAACCUCACGCUCCUCCUCAACACCCUGCAAGGCAAGGCAAGUCGCCCUCUCCUUCGAAGCAACCUCCCAAUCGCUGUUUCGCUCAUUGACAGGGAAGAAUUCCUCCCGUACAAGUUCCGAAUCCACAUCCCCGACACGGACAUCAUCGUCGACCAAUACCCCACGAACCUCCUCGAGCUCCUCCGCAGCCAUGGCGUCGCCAACCCGUUCGAGACGACCGUCACGCUCAGCGCCGAGCCCCAGGCCGUGUUCAAGGUGCAGGCCGUAACGCGCAUGGCGCACCGCAUCCCCGGCCACGGCGAGGCCAUCCUCUCGGCCCAGUUCUCUCCCGAGACGAGCAAGCGGUUAGCGACGGGCGGCGGCGACAAGACGGCCAGGAUAUGGGACACGGAGACGGGCACCCCCAAGUUCACCCUCGCGGGCCACGCCGGCUGGGUCCUCUGCGUCGCAUGGUCCGCCGACGGCCGCCGCCUGGCCACGGGCAGCAUGGACAAGACGGUCCGCCUCUGGGACCCCGACAAAGGCGUCGCCGUCGGCCAGCCGCUGACGGGCCACGCGAAAUGGGUCACCAACAUUGCCUGGGAGCCCUACCACCUCUGGCGCGACGACACCCCGCGCCUCGCCAGCGCCAGCAAGGACGCGACGGUGCGCAUCUGGGUCGUUAACACGGGCAGGACGGAGCACGUCCUGUCGGGCCACAAGAGCAGCGUCAGCUGCGUCAAGUGGGGCGGCACCGGCCUCAUCUACACGGGCAGCCACGACAAGACGGUCAAGGUCUGGGACGCCGUAAAGGGCACCCUCGUGCACACGCUCUCGUCGCACGCCCACUGGGUCAACCACCUCGCCCUGUCGACCGAGUUCGCCCUCCGGACGGGCUUCUUCGACCACACCCCGACCCCGGACACGGAGGAGGCCCGCCGGGCCAAGGCCAAGGAGCGCUUCGAGAAGGCGGCCAAGAUCCAGGGCAAGGUCGCCGAGCGCCUCGUGUCGGCCAGCGACGACUUCACAAUGUACCUCUGGGACCCGUCGCAGGGCACCAAGCCCGUGGCGCGCAUGCUGGGCCACCAGAAGCAGGUGAACCACGUCACCUUCUCGCCCGACGGCACGCUCAUCGCCAGCGCGGGCUGGGACAACCACACCAAGAUCUGGAGCGCCCGCGACGGCAAGUUCAUCAACACGCUGCGCGGCCACGUCGCCCCCGUCUACCAGUGCGCCUUCUCGGCCGACUCGCGGCUGCUCGUCACCGCGUCCAAGGACACCACGCUAAAGGUGUGGUCCAUGGCCACGUGCAAGUUGCAGGUCGACCUCCCGGGACACCAGGACGAGGUGUACGCCGUCGACUGGAGCCCGAGAGACGGCAUGCGCGUGGGCAGCGGCGGCAAGGACAAGGCUGUCCGGCUGUGGUGUCACUAG